Microthlaspi erraticum is the source of this 804-nucleotide messenger RNA. Lineage: Eukaryota; Viridiplantae; Streptophyta; Magnoliopsida; Brassicales; Brassicaceae. The record is from the annotation of a GenBank genome assembly.
AUGGCUGCCUCAACAAUGGCUCUCUCCUCCCCUGCCUUCGCCGGAAAGGCCGUGAAGCUUUCCCCAGCGGCAUCAGAAGUCCUCGGAAGUGGCCGUGUGACAAUGAGGAAGACUGUAGCCAAGCCAAAGGGUCCAUCAGGAAGCCCAUGGUACGGAUCCGAAAGAGUCAAGUACUUGGGUCCGUUUUCCGGCGAGCCACCGAGCUACCUCACCGGAGAGUUCCCAGGUGACUACGGAUGGGACACCGCGGGUCUCUCCGCCGAUCCCGAGACGUUCGCAAGGAACCGUGAGCUAGAAGUUAUCCACUCGAGGUGGGCCAUGCUCGGAGCCCUAGGCUGCGUCUUCCCGGAGUUGUUGGCCAGGAACGGAGUCAAGUUCGGAGAGGCGGUCUGGUUCAAGGCCGGUUCGCAGAUCUUCAGCGAAGGAGGACUCGACUACUUGGGAAACCCGAGCUUGGUUCACGCUCAGAGCAUUUUGGCGAUAUGGGCCACUCAGGUGAUCUUGAUGGGAGCUGUCGAAGGUUACAGAGUCGCAGGAGAUGGACCGUUGGGAGAGGCCGAGGACUUGCUCUACCCAGGUGGCAGCUUCGACCCAUUGGGUCUCGCUACCGACCCAGAGGCCUUCGCGGAGCUCAAGGUCAAGGAGCUCAAGAACGGAAGAUUGGCUAUGUUCUCUAUGUUCGGAUUCUUUGUUCAAGCCAUCGUCACCGGUAAGGGACCAAUCGAGAACCUUGCUGACCAUUUGGCCGAUCCAGUCAACAACAACGCCUGGGCCUUCGCCACCAACUUCGUUCCCGGAAAGUGA